This is a messenger RNA of Penicillium macrosclerotiorum, 3663 nucleotides long. Its product is annotated as condensin subunit YCS4. The record is from RefSeq and is a predicted model, not a curated record. The coding region runs from base 1 to 3663 and encodes 1220 amino acids. NCBI's taxonomy places the organism in Eukaryota, Fungi, Ascomycota, Eurotiomycetes, Eurotiales, Aspergillaceae. Gene Ontology annotation, biological process: mitotic cell cycle; mitotic chromosome condensation; meiotic chromosome condensation. Gene Ontology annotation, molecular function: histone binding. The transcript has 5 exons. Gene Ontology annotation, cellular component: condensed chromosome, centromeric region; nucleus.
AUGGAGGACAGAAUACAGUUCGACAUCAACGAGUCGCUUAAGUAUUACUUGAGUGACCCAACCUCCAUUCCGACCCCCGAUGCAGACCCAGAACUGCUCGAUUGUGAAUCCGACCCGAACCAGCUCUCGACUGUGCUGAUUGACAAUGUUUUGAAUCCCAUUGUGGAUGCAGUGGCGGAGAACCCAGAGGGACUAACAAGAGCAUCGUCCUUUGAAUCACUACAAUUUCUAUUAAAGUGCGCCCCGGUCCCUUCCCAAAUCCCCCAUGGAGGCUUUUUUCCACCUGGAAUCGACUCUGAACGUUUAAACCCUGGCAGAUACCCGAGUUUCCUCCCCACCAAAUCCCUCAGCAAGGUCCUGGACCUGAUUGUUUCUGGUCUAUCCGUGGAAGCAGAUAUCAUUCAUGGUGAUCUGGAAUCUGACGAACAAGAUGCGAUCCAACAACAUAAGCAACUUCUGGAGAUGUAUGGCUUUCUUCUGCAGUGGGCGCUGUCUGCCGUCGAGGUAAAGGCCGCCGAAAAACCUGCCGAAUCUGCGCCUGCGCGACGAGGAGGCCCCAAAUCGAAGUCGAAGUCUGCCAAAGAUGGAAACUGGGAUUGGACUCCUCAGAUCCAGAUCUGCAUGGAGACUAUGUGCAAGGUGAUGAAACUCAAGCUGGGCCGGAUCUUUUUGACUACUUCCGACCGCGACACAUUCAUCAAUCUGUUCACUCGCACAAUAUAUCUUAUCCUAGAAAGUGAACAGAGAGUGAAGAGCAUGACCAUCCGCAUGCACGCCUUCAAGGUCCUAUGUAUUGCGGUGAAACACCAUGGUCAUGCAUUUGGUGCACAAACUUCGAUUGUGCAGAGCUUGACUUAUUUCGAGCAUCUGUCGGAGCCAAUGGCCGAAUUCCUCCAUAUUCUUUCGGAGCAAUAUGAUUACCCUCAACUUUCAGAUGAGAUCUUGAAGGAACUUGGAAACAAAGAGUUUAACUCCAACGAUACACGUGGACCAAAAUCUGUGUCAGCAUUUAUUAUCAAGUUGUCUGAGCUUGCUCCGAGGCUGAUCAUCAAGCAAAUGACUCUUCUGGCUAAGCAACUUGAUAGCGAGGCCUACACUCUACGAUGCGCAGUCAUUGAAGUCUGUGGAAAUCUAAUCUCUGAUCUCAGCCGACAAGAAGAACCCAGCGAAAACUACAAGACACAAAUAAACGCGUUUUUCGAUGUUCUUGAGGAGCGUUUCCUCGACAUCAACCCAUACUGCCGUUGCCGAGCAAUUCAAGUUCUGAUGCGAAUCUGUGACUUGGAGCAGAAAUUCCCCAAGAGACGGCAGCGUGCUGCUGAACUUGCAGCGCGGAGCCUGGAGGACAAGAGCAGCAAUGUCCGGCGAAACGCGAUCAAGUUGUUGUCCAAACUCGUUGCUACUCAUCCAUUUAGCGUCAUGCAUGGUGGUCAACUCUCUUUCAAAGAAUGGUCGGAGAGACUGGAUGGAGUGGAUAGCGAAUUGAAUGCACUUCGGCCUCCUGAGACCCCUGGGUUUGAUGGAGACGUUACCACAGUGGACCCUGAGCUGUUGGACGAGGCAACUCAAAUGCCCGAUGACUCUCCCUCCAAAGCUCCACGGAUGACCGAGGAAGAGAAGGCCGUUGCUAUGCAGAAGGCGGCUGAGCAAGCUGCCACUUCUGAGCUAUUGACACGACUGCAGUUGACCAGAAAGUACUACAACGAAGCCCUUCGCUUCAUUGAAGUUCUUCACUCGGGAUCUACAAUUGUCUCACAAUUACUCUCGUCUCGAAACAAGAGUGAGGUUAUUGAAGCUAUGGACUUUUUCGUUGUCCUCGACGCCUACAAGGUUGAGACGGCUCGUAGUGGCAUCCGCCGCAUGCUUCGUCUUAUCUGGACAAAGGGCAACAGUGACGAAGGCAAGGGCGUCCAGACUCAUCUGAUCGACUGCUACAAAGGGCUCUUCUUCGAUGCUCCCGAUUCCUUCAGCCCCAAUGACGCGGCAAACUAUAUCGCACGGAAUAUGAUUAGUUUGACUUUCGGAUCAACCCCUGCGGAGCUUACAUGUCUUGAGCAAUUGCUGAGCACCAUGAUGAAGGCCGGCCACAUCUCCGAGGCAGUGAUUGCGAAGCUGUGGCAGGUCUAUAGUAUUCAAAAGAAAGAGAUUUCGAAGACCCAACGCCGGGGCUCCAUCAUUGUCCUCGGUAUGCUGGCACUGGCAGAUCCUGAAGUUGUUGUGAAGGAGAUCGAAGCCAUGUUACGCAUUGGUCUUGGAGGUUAUGGCAGAUCGGAUCUUGUUCUGGCCAAGUACACAUGCAUUGCUCUGCGACGCAUGGUUCCUGGUCGUCAAGCCAAGUCUAAAGAAAUCGGCAUUCCAAAACUCGCCAACGACCAUUCGGUGCUGACCAAGCUUUCGGCUAUGCUUGAGAUUGUCUCUGAGAGUAAGGAGUGGUACGGAGUAGCUGAACAAGCAAUCAGUGCGAUUUAUGCUCUGUCAAAGCAUCCUGACGUGCUCUGCUCUGAUAUCCUUCGUCGAAAGACACGCUUCGUCUUCCAACCCCACUUGCAGCGUCCGUCUUCUUCUUAUACUACUUCUGGCGCCGAGGAUCAACGACCUGGAACUGCCUCGACCGACGAUCAGAGCUCAAAAGAUGAUCUGGGUACAAAACCUAAGCCUUCUUCGGCUGCCCUUUCACAGCUUUUGUAUGUUGUUGGGCAUAUCGCGAUCAAGCAGAUUGUGCAUCUUGAAUUGUGUGAGUUAGACUUCAAGCGCCGCAAGGCUGAACAAGAGAAAAACAAGACCGCGGGGGCGACUGCUCAAAAAGAUGCUGAAAAUGCUGAGGACGACGAGCUUGAUCUCAUUGGGGGAACGACGGAGGAUGAUUUCACCGAUGCUAUGGCCCAUAUUCGAGAACGAGAACUGCUCUACGGCGAGAACUCCCUCCUUGCCAGAUUUGGUCCGCUGGUGGCCGAGAUAUGUGCCAACAAUAACACCUACCCAGACCGCGACUUACAAGCUGCCGCGACUCUGUGCCUGGCUAAGCUCAUGUGUGUGUCGGCCGAAUAUUGCGAGAAGAAUCUUCCACUUCUGAUCACAAUCAUGGAGCGAUCCGAGGAUCCGAUUGUGCGCAGCAAUGCCGUCAUCGCCCUGGGCGACAUGGCAGUUUGUUUUAACCACCUUAUCGAUGAGAAUACAGACUUUCUAUACCGUCGUCUCAAUGACGACGAUGCUUCCGUAAAGCGCACCUGUCUCAUGACCCUGACCUUCCUUAUUCUUGCCGGUCAAGUCAAGGUCAAAGGCCAACUGGGUGAGAUGGCGAAGUGCCUUGAGGAUGAUGACAAAAAGAUCGCCGAUCUGGCCCGCAUGUUCUUCACCGAACUAGCAACCAAGGACAAUGCUGUUUACAACCACUUUGUUGAUAUGUUUAGUCUGCUGAGUGCGGAGCGAAACUUGGAGGAGACGUCUCUGCGACGCAUCGUCAAAUUCCUCAUCGGAUUUGUCGAGAAGGAGAAACAUGCCCGCCAACUUGCAGACAAAUUGGCAGCUAGACUUCCCCGGUGCGAGACAGAACGUCAAUGGAACGAUGUUGCCUAUGCACUGUCUUUGCUCCCACAUAAGAAUGAGGAAAUUGCCAAGACCGUUACUGCCGGCUUUACCAAGGUGGUUAGUGCGUCAGCUUAG